AUGCUGAUGACACAGACCGCAGUGCCGGCACUAUUCCAGGGUCAGAAUAACAAUUACAAUUCUCGCAAAAAGCCUUCGCGCGAAAACCUCAAUCAGGACGCUACCAACUACUACCCUUCCCAACCGGCGUUGGACCAACCCAACGUCGGCCACGCCUUCUCACCCUAUUCACAGGCCAUCACCUCCUCGUCCAUAAUGAACGGUAUUGCGGGCACUGCCCCGCCUGGUACCAUGUACGUCCGAGCCUUGUACGAUUACGAGGCCGACGACCGCACGAGUCUCAGUUUCCACGAAGGAGACGUUAUUCAGGUUAUAACACAGCUGGAAAGCGGAUGGUGGGACGGCGUUAUCAACGGUGUGCGCGGCUGGUUCCCAAGCAACUACUGUCAAAUCGUAACGAGUCCCGACGAGAUCCCUGAGCAUGACCAGAACGGCGACCUUGACCAUGUUGACGAUGAGGAGGAUAAUCAGGAGGUCUACGACGAGCAGUUGGAAGAAGAUGACGAGUCGGAGCUGGACGACUCCAGCGGCCUCCCGCUCGAAGGCACGGAUCUCGGCGACAAAUCAAGGGCCGACUUCUGGAUCCCGCAAGCAACCCCAGAUGGGCGCCUUUUCUACUAUAAUAUGAUGACGGGCGAUCGAAGCAUGGAAUUGCCUUUGGAAUCUCCAGUAUCUACCAAUGAGACAGGACCUCGUAACCGGAUAAACGUCAAUGUCCCCGAGAAGACACGGCCACCGCCAGAGAUGAUGGCCAGGGGUUUGACGCAAGACGAGGACGAAGACUCCGAAGCAAACUCCGUGUCCGAAUUGGAGGGCGAGUCUCUGAUGCUCGCAUCCCGUGGGUCUUUGCCUCGCAAUCGUCGGUCUCGUAGCGAAAUGCUUUCACCUUCCACUUCAAUGGACUCCAUGAACGGUGCCGCGCCUGUCGUCAGGCAAAAGGACGGCGCGUAUCUGAACCCAAACUUGGCACCUAACGCCACCCCAAUGAUUGCAUCGGCAACUUCGUUCACCAGCACGUCUUACAAUACGCCGCCAACGAGUACCGUGCCUCGCUCGUUCUUCGACGAUGGCUCAGCACCGCCAUUGACCUGGACGCGCUUGGUUUCCAACAUGCGCCGAGCUGUUGACCGUUAUCGCGAUGCCAUCACAAGCGGCAAUCGUUCCGAAUAUGUUGCGCGCGCAGAGGACAUCUCCGACCACCUGAGGCUACUGCUUGCUGCUGGGUCCGGCACGACUGAUAAUCAUUCUGGCCAGCCUUCCAUUAUCUCUACGAACAAGGCCCUUUAUCCCCAUUUCAGAGAUAUGAUGUCAAAAUUCUCGAAGCUCGUAAUCUCAUCUCAUAUCGCUGCUGCUGACUGGCCCAAUGCCGAAUCCGUACAGAAGUGUCUCCAAGAAGCGGAUGGAGUACUGCUUGGCGUCUUCAGUUAUGUCGAAAUUGCACGUCAACAACGAGGAGAGGAGAUUCCGCGCCUCUUCCCUGGUUUUGUCAUUGAAAGUUCUACUGGCGGCAGCUGGCAGAACAACGGGCUGGGCACUCGCGAUCCUAUCACCGCAAACUUCUUGGAAGAUGAGGAGGGCGUGGUCGAGCCUACGGCAAUUUUAGACGGCAAGCAACUCGAAAGGUUGGACGAGCUCAAACGAAUGCUUGUUUUCAGCAUAAGAGAACUGGACAAGAAUCUAGUUGUGGCGGACAAGAUCACUUCACCUUUCAAGCACGAGGUUAUUGGCAAUAACGUUUGUUUAGCUGGAGGUAAAGUCUUGGAGACGUUCAAGCCUUGGAUUGCACUCAUCGAGUCUAUCGACCUUUCAUCGCUCGGAAACAGUUUCCAAACGCCUCAGUUGGCAGACUUCGCAGCCAACAAGCAAAGCCUAUAUGACAACAUGUCAGAUCUGCUGCUAGGUUGCCAGGCCGUGGCCGGGCCUUUGGCCGAUGAAUGGGCUGAGGUUCGAGGUGAGGCCCUCGAAAACCGACUGGAUUAUGUCCGACAGUGCGCCAAGGCCCUCGAGACAAAUUCCUCACACAUCGGCUUUUCGUUGCAGCUGUUGUCUGAACAGGUGCAAAUUAACAUCCAACAACAAGUCGAUUCGAGGCAGAGGGAGGAUGUUAUGCAGCGCGAACAGCUCCGCCGGGGAGAAACUGCUUCGUACGACAGACCCCACCAGCGUACGGAAUCACGAACCACUCCCUCGGCACCGCGACCCCCGAUGAUCACUUCGCAGUCCUUUACCGAGGGAGAGAGCACUGGGAACUUCCGAGGAGGCGAUUACUCGAAAGUUAAGAAGAUUUUGGGUGACGAUCCCAACCCUCAGAGCAACAUGCCUCCUGUUGAUGACACGCCGGAGUUCCUUAAACUGGACCAUGAGCCAGAUCUUGCCUGGGACAACAAGCUGACGCCUCCCAUCGUCAAGGGCGGUACCCUGGAGGCACUCGUUGAGCAACUGACACGACACGACAAGCUUGACUCGAACUUCAACAACACCUUCCUGCUUACAUACAGGUCAUUCACAACCGCUCAAGAUCUUUUCAAACUGAUUGUGAGCCGCUUUGGUAUUCAGCCACCUGAAGGUCUGUCACAGUCGGAUUUCGAAGCUUGGCGAGACAGGAAACAGAAACUUAUUCGCUUCCGAGUCGUCAACAUUCUGAAGAGUUGGUUCGAUAACUUCUGGAUGGAAGAGCACAAUGAGGAAUCAAAGCAGCUCAUCCGAGAUGUGUACACCUUUGCGAGGGACACCGUCAAGUCUACAGAAACACCAGGCUCUGCGCCACUGAUGGCGGUCCUGGAUCAACGGCUCAGUGGCCAGCAAGCUGGAGCUCGUCGGAUGGUACAGACGCUCAACCAAAACACGCCGUCGCCCAUCAUGCCUAAGAACAUGAAGAAACUCAAAUUCUUGGAUAUCGAUGUUACGGAGUUCGCUCGCCAGCUCACCAUAAUCGAAUCGCGGUUGUACGGCAAGAUCAAACCCACGGAAUGCCUUAACAAGACAUGGCAAAAGAAGGUGGGCGAAGGUGAACCUGAGCCGGCACCCAAUGUCAAAGCUCUCAUUCUGCACUCCAAUCAAAUGACGAAUUGGGUGGCGGAGAUGAUCUUGGCACAGAUGGAUGUGAAGAAGCGUGUGAUCGUAAUCAAGCACUUUGUUUCUGUCGCAGACAAAUGCCGCAGUCUAAACAACUUUUCCACACUAACCUCUAUUAUUUCAGCUCUCGGCACAGCGCCGAUUGCUCGCUUGAAGCGAACUUGGGACCAAGUACCGCAAAGAACUCAGGGUGUCUUGGAAACCAUGAGAAAGCUCAUGGCUAGCACAAAGAACUUUGGCGAGUACAGAGAGGCUCUCCAUGUGGCGAAUCCGCCAUGUAUCCCCUUCUUUGGUGUUUAUCUCACCGACUUGACGUUCAUCGAGGACGGAAUUCCCUCCAUUAUCAAGAAGACUAACCUCAUCAACUUUGCCAAGCGGGCAAAGACGGCGGAAGUGAUCCGUGACAUCCAACAGUACCAAGCUGUUGGUUACUCAUUGCAGCCUGUCCCGGAGCUGCAGGAUUACAUAAUAAGUAAUAUGCAAGCUGCUGGAGACGUGCAUGAGAUGUACGACAAGAGCUUGCAAGUGGAGCCACGCGAGCGCGAAGAUGAAAAGAUUGUGAGAGUCCUUGCUGAAUCUGGCUUCCUAUGA
This is a messenger RNA of Colletotrichum orchidophilum, 3666 nucleotides long. RefSeq names its product RasGEF domain-containing protein. Gene Ontology annotation, molecular function: guanyl-nucleotide exchange factor activity; protein binding. Gene Ontology annotation, cellular component: plasma membrane. NCBI's taxonomy places the organism in Eukaryota, Fungi, Ascomycota, Sordariomycetes, Glomerellales, Glomerellaceae. The transcript is spliced from 5 exons. The record is from RefSeq and is a predicted model, not a curated record. The coding region runs from base 1 to 3666 and encodes 1221 amino acids. Gene Ontology annotation, biological process: positive regulation of GTPase activity; Ras protein signal transduction.